Molecule: messenger RNA, 972 nt
Organism: Hansenula ciferrii
Lineage: Eukaryota; Fungi; Ascomycota; Saccharomycetes; Phaffomycetales; Wickerhamomycetaceae
Gene: OAC1
Product: Oac1p
Exons: 1
Coding region: 1-972 (323 amino acids)
Source: RefSeq, a predicted model, not a curated record
AUGAUGUCCAAGGAAGUCAAGGAAGUCAAAGCUGAGAAAUCAGCAUCUCAAAAAAUCAGUACUGCUGGUGGAUUCAUAGCAGGUGGAUUAGCAGCAUGUGGUGCUGUUACAUUUACAAAUCCAAUUGAAUUAGUCAAAACAAGAAUGCAAUUACAAGGUGAAUUAUCUCAUAGUAAUCAAGCAAAAGUUUAUAAGAAUCCUAUUCAAGCCUUGGGGAAAAUUUAUUCAAAUGAAGGUAUAAAAGGUGUUCAAAAAGGUCUUGUAUGUGCUUAUAUUUAUCAAAUUGGUUUAAAUGGUUGUAGAUUAGGACUUUAUGAACCAAGUCGAAAUAUAUUAAAUAGUGUUUUUUAUCCAAGUCAAGAUCCUCAUAGUGUGCAAAAUGUUCCAAUUAAUGUUGCUGCUGGUGCUUUGUCAGGUAUUGCAGGUGCUAUUAUUGGAUCACCAUUAUUUUUAAUUAAGACUCGUAUGCAAUCUUAUUCAACAAAAAUUGCAAUUGGUGAACAAACUCAUUAUAAAAAUUUCUUGGAUGGUCUUGUAUCUAUUUAUUCUAAAGAAGGUGGUAUUCCAGGUUUAUUCCGUGGUGUUGAUGCUGCAAUUAUUAGAACAGGUAUGGGUUCAUCAGUUCAAUUACCAAUUUAUAAUUAUCUUAAACAAUUUUUACAAAAAAAUGAAAUAGUUUCAGAAGGUGCAGGAUUACAUUUAAUUUCAAGUACAUUUGCAGGGUUUGGUGUUGGUAUUGUUAUGAAUCCAGGUGAUGUUGUCUUAACACGUAUGUAUAAUCAAAAAGGUGAUUUAUAUAAAGGUCCAAUUGAUUGUUUUAUUAAAACAAUUAAAUAUGAAGGUGUUUUUGCAUUAUAUAAAGGGUUUGGUGCUCAAUUAUUAAGAAUUGCUCCUCAUACUAUCUUAACUUUAACUUUUAUGGAACAAACUAUGAAAUUAAUGCAAACUGUUGAACAGAGAUUUUUAGCAUAA